This is a messenger RNA of Fukomys damarensis (Damara mole-rat), 6173 nucleotides long. RefSeq names its product ankyrin repeat domain 31 (gene Ankrd31). The coding region runs from base 208 to 5973 and encodes 1921 amino acids. The record is from RefSeq and is a predicted model, not a curated record. Gene Ontology annotation, molecular function: protein binding. NCBI's taxonomy places the organism in Eukaryota, Metazoa, Chordata, Mammalia, Rodentia, Bathyergidae. The transcript has 26 exons.
UGUAGCUCGCGGCUCGGUUGCUUCCUACAGGCUAGGCGGUGACUCUGCAGAGCAGGCUCUCGAGGCCUUCAGCCUCGUGACGCUCUUGUCACGAAUUGUAUUAGUAUUUUUAAAGUCUCAAUUUCCUCUGGCCUGCAAAGCAUCCUUUUGUUUUCAAGAGAGGGGAAAUUCAAGGAGAGUUUAAAAAGAUUUAAAUUCGAGGCCAAGAUGGAGGAGGGCGCCCAUGCUCCAGACUGGGAUAGUGACGAAACCGUGAUCGAGGGGUCUGUGGCAGAGAGCGACCUGGAAGAUGAGGAGCUGCCCUGGAGAAGGUUCCUGUUUGAUCGAGACACAUCUCUUACAUUUGAGUUUGGUCUUCAUCCUGGUGUAAGUGGUAUGUACAAAGACACAUCUUCUCCUGAGAUUCAGCUUGGAUGCAAACUCAGAGAGGAUUCACAAGAGCAAAUGAAUAAAAAUAAAGUGAUGCCAAUUCUUAGUGAGGAUUCAGUAUUACAGCAACCUCAAGAUGAAACAGAACAAAAUCGAGGUGUGUUACAGACUACAACAAAUUUUGCAAUGUCCACUGUGUCAUUUCCCCAGGAUGGGUUUUCAUUGAACCAGCAAAACUUCGGAGGGCAUGAAGCUGAGAAUACUGAAGUUUUGCCAUACCUAGAAAAGGAACUAAAUGAAGACAGAGACUCCCCUGAAAUUAGCUUGCUUUCAAAUAUUGCCACUACAGUAUCUGGUAUGGUUGCUGUAAAAGAGAAAUCAUUAAUAGAGCCGGAUAAGAUCUUAGCAGCACCAAAUACAUUUUAUGACCCUGGAAAGGAAAUCACACUGACCAUGACUUCUGAAGAAACCAAUGAUGAAGAAAGCUCAAUUGAAACUUUCGUGUCUGCCUUAGAAAGGUUACUAAGGUCACCAGAAAGCACCCAAGAAAAAAGACUGUUUGAACCAAUGAAUGAUUUUGAUCCUGUAGAAUUGAUGAACCCAUUGAGCAACUCAUCAAGUUCCAUGUCAAUAUCUUUGAGUGCUUUGUCACCAUAUUGUAGAGAUUUACUAGCAAAUACAGAGGAUGAUGCAUUACCACCUGAGUUGUUCACAGCCCUGAACACAUUGUCAGGAGACAAGGCAGGGCCCAUCUUUCACAGCAAAAAGGAAGGUGGCAGUCUUAGGGAUAGAAAUGAGUAUUUGGAACCUGAUACAUUUCAGACAAAUGAAGAUUGUACACAAAUAACAGAGACUGUAAAAGACUCAAAUCCAUUUGGAUGUCCAAACUUGGCUCAUCAAAAUGUCAGCUCUUGUGAUCCACUAAACAAUAAGAAUCCAAAUCCCAUGGAUAAUGGUUCUGACCACGAAACCCCACGUGUGUUACGGAGAUCAUCUAGAUUGGAAAAACUGAAAGUAAGCCAAGAUGCAAAGUGUACAGAGGACAUGUGUAAGAUUCCAGAAAAGAUUGUACCAAAAAUGCAUAGUUGCGAGGAUCAAAUAAAGAAUAAAUCAAUUGAGAAUUUCAGAAUGAAGGCUCCUGUUUUAAUGAUUGAAGAUAAAAAGAAGAAUAUGCAGUCCUCCAGAUUCAAGGGUGAACAGAUUAGGAAAAAUGAACGACUUAUACUAAAAAAAGAAAAACUGAAGAUUAAUAAAAUGCCUCUCUCUAGCAUAAAUCGGAGAAACAUUUUUGGAGAAACCUUACUGUAUAAGGCUGCUCUAUAUGAUGAUGCUGAUCUUGUUCAUUGUUGUAUAAAAAAAGGUGCAAAUGUUAAUCAGCCAAGUAAUGCCGGUUGGACAGCACUUCAUGAAGCUAGUGUGGGAGGAUUUUAUCGAACAGCAAAUGAACUAUUAAAAGGUGGAGCAGAUGUAAAUAUCAAAGGAAUGUACCAGAUCACUCCCCUACAUGAUGCUGUUGUAAAUGGACAUCAUAAGGUGGCAGAGUUACUUCUUUUGAGUGGAGCUGACCCAUUAAUUAGAACUGACAGUGGAAAGUGUGCUUUGGAUGAGGCCAAAGAUUCUCGUAUGAAACGUCUCCUUGAAAAAUAUGUUCCUCAGUGUCAAAAACGUCUUAUAUCAGAUCAAAGGAAAAGCAUUGAUCCAGGAGAUGUAGAGGAUGUACACCAGCACAAGAAAACAAAAUUCAGUCCUAAAAAUCACACUGGGUUUGAUUGUAAUGAAAAUAUCAACAGGCAAAAGCCAGAAAAUGUAGAAGUCAAUAAAAGAAGCAAAGAGGGUUUAUUUAUAAAUGAAGAUAUAUAUGAAUGUUACCCCAAAAAUUCCAAAAUCAUAAAAUUUGGUAAAUCUAAGCAUAAGCAGUCAACUCUUAAGCAAACAUACUGUACAGGACUCAGAAAAGGCAGUGUCUGUAAUAUCAAGGAUAGUAGCACAAAUAUGUCUGAAGGUAAAGGAAGAAAAAAAACACAAGAUAAAAGGACUCAGGCAAAUGAUGGAGACUGCACUUCAAGACAGGCAGUAGGUAUCUCUUCUUCCAGGAGAAUAAAUGCAGUUGGUGCUUGUCAGCAGCAUCUUGAUGACCUUUCAGAAGAUUCGCAUGAACCCUCCAGCCUGACUCCAUCAAUCCUGAAAGAUGGGUUAGUUAACAAUGUUGAGAUUUGUUCAGUUUCCAAAGAGGCACAUGCUAAGCACCAUCUUGAUUUACCAGAGGGUCAAGAAAUGCAAUUCUUUGGGUUAGAAUACAUUGGCCAAACUGAAUCUGGUUCUUUCUUUGGACCUGCGUUACAUAAAGAAGUCAAGUUACCAUUUGUUUCUACAGAUCAGCAGCCUCAUGUUUACCAAGAACAACAGAGUAGCCCUUAUAAAUCUCAUGAAAACAGUAAUUCAGGUGAAAAAAAUAAAACCUUUAAUAAAUGGGAAAAUUCUUUCCUAUCCUUUAUAAAGGAACAUUCUGAUAAUUAUAAUGACAAUUUCUGUAUCUCUGAGGAGACUAUAACAUCUGAAAUGGUGACAUGUUCUACAGAAUGCAAAAACCACUAUCAAGAAAAUUUAAAUAGAGAAGAAAGGGAUUUACAAUACUUUUUACCUUCUGAAGACCAUUUUCCACAGGAAAAUGAAUUAAAAGAAAGCAGCCUAACCACACUUCCACAACAUGAAGCUGUUAAUAUUUCUGAUUCAGAUAAGGCAGUAAUUUCUGAACAACAUGUUGCCAAUUAUGAGCAAUGCAUAUAUGGAACUAAUUUUGACCACUUAUUUGGCAAUCCUGAGAAAACUUCUCUGACAUGUACAAGGACACUGUCAACACAUGAAGCUUCAAAGUUGACUAGUCAUGUGGAGAUACUUAAAAAGCCCCAAGAUAAUAGCCCCAGUGAAUCAACUCCUUUAAUGAAUCAAAUAGAUACACAUAUUAUGGAAAAGGUAUAUGUGGAACUGAAAGAUGAUGACAUUAAAAGGAAUUUCAGUGACAAAGGCCAAAAACCAAGGCUUUCCCCCACUGUUGUUCAUCCUCAAGAAAUAGAAAUAACUAAUGUUGAAAAAAAGCAAUACCUUCCAGAGAGUGAGUCUAUAACUAAUACAAAUUUUUGUUCCACUAAUAAUAUGAAUAAGGAAUUGACUAACAUCUCAGAAUUUAAUCAGCAAGAGAAGGAAAUUUCUCGCAAACCAGGUGAAGAAUUAACUAAUAAUAUCAAUGAAGAUGAAAGCAUUGUAAGAAAUUAUGAGGAGAAAAAAGAAAAAAUUGAUUCAGAAAUUUACAUGCCUCCGAAUACCCAAGAACACAAAAAAGAGAAUUUCCGAAAAAGACAAAGUUGCUCGAAAGCUACUUAUAACCAAGACAUGAAAACAACUGGGAUCAAUAAGAGGAAUGCCAGAGGGGAAAGCCGGCUUCAUUCUGCUGCCAGAAGAGGAGAUUUGUCCCUAGUUCAAAUUCUUAUAGAAUCUGGAGCAGAUGUGAAUCUGAAAGACAAUGCAGGUUGGACACCACUUCAUGAGGCAUCUAAUGAAGGAUUUAGUGAUAUAAUAAUAGAGUUAUUAAAGGCUGGUGCUAAUGUUAAUUGUGAAAGUAUAGAGGGAAUUCUGCCCUUGCAUGAUGCUGUUGCAGGCAAUCAUUUAAAGCACAGACUAUUUCAUCAUCACAGAAAAUUCAGCUGUGCAGAAGUGAUCAAGAAGUGGACCUGCCUGUGCAUAACUCUUACUGCGAUGAAGGCAGCACAUUGGGCUUUCAUAUUAGCAGCAGAGAUACUACUACAACAUGGAGCAAAUCCUAAUAAAAAAGAUCAAACACAGAAGACUGCUUUGGAUCAAGCGGAUAAUGAAAAAAUGAAAGAGUUGCUAAAAUCUUAUGGUGCUCUUGAGACCAAUAAUAGAGAUGAGAGUAGUGCUGCAGUCACUGUAAAAACUACUACGACUCGAUCAAAAAGAUACAAACAGUGUUUGUGCAAAGAGGACAAAACUGUUGAUCCUCCUUCCCCUUCACACCAAGAAGAAAGAAGAGAAAACUUUCCCAUGCAGCAGAGCAUCAGUGCCAUUCUACAAGAUAUAGAGGAAAACCAACAAAAGUUAUUAGAGUUUGAAAUAAGGAACUCUAAGGAUGCAGAACAAUACAUUGAAAAGAUGUUGGAAAUAAAAGAGAUUAUGGAUAAUGUACUUGCCAAACAGAAAGCAGAAAGGGAUGAUUUGGCUAAAAAAUACAGGGUGUCCAUAGAGUCAUUUAAACAUGGAGUCCUGAGAGAACAACUGGCCAAUUUGGCCACAAGACAGAAGAGACUUUUGGUGGCAGCAAAAAACCAGAAAAAUAUUAGCCUGAAAAUUCAAAAUUAUAAGAAUACCACAUCCUUGCCUGGUCUUCAUUUAAGAAAGUUAUCAUCCAGCUUAGACAUCUCCAGUGACAAAGGCAGCCAAGAGCUUACAAGGCUGGAAAAUUUAGGGCAGCUGCAAGAUCCUGUCCACCUUGAUUGUGGAAGCGUGAAAGAAACAGCAUUGUCUCCAGAGACUUGGAAUGAUGGCCAAAAUACAAAUAUUUGUCCAAAUUCCAGAGGAUUUUCUAGAAAUGAGAUGAAUUUGAAACAAGAUAACGGUGAUUGUACCUUGGAUGAUUUUUCAAAAUCCAGACAUUCACAUAACACUGAGAAGAUUAAGUCAUCCUCCAAACAUGUUUUUAUUGUUCAAACAGAACACUCACAAAAAGAAAAUGAUCGUUCAGAAAAAAUAACCGAAGAUCAUGAAUUCUGUAGUUCUUCUGCCACAAGCACGUUAAAUAUUUCUGAAUGCACAAUUAGCCUUUCCCAAAAUGAUGCUUAUUUAUCAACUGUUAUUUCAGACCAAGACCUUUCCCAUUGUGAUCCCAAAAGAAGAAAUAAGAAAACAGCUUCCCAGCUACCACCUGGUGGGGUCUCAGAAUCUCUGGCACAUCAAAGUAGUGCUGUUUUAGGCACUGAUACUGGACAUCCCAUAAAAUCAUAUCUUAAAAAGACAGCUUCUGCCAUUCCAUGUGCAAAUGACAGGCAGAUCUCUUCUUCCUCUGAGUCUGGUCAUCGACAUAAUAUUAAAAAGCCUUUAAGUUUUAGCACAACUCCUAAAAAGAAAUGUAUGCAGAUAAAAGAUUUGAUAUUACUAGGAAAAAUUAAGCCAGGAAAUAACAUUUUGGAAUUCAGAACACAGGAGACUACCCACAAGGCCAGUAUUUUAAUGAGUGGUAAAAUUAAAGUAGAAAAUGGUCAGAUUUAUCAAAACCCAGUCUGCUGGCUCAAAGAUCUUCUGGGAGGUGACAGUUAUGUGACCUGGAAUUAUGCUUGGAGUAAGGUAACAUAUCUUGGAAAGGAGCUUUUAAAGUAUGUUUCUGAGGAAGUAUCUUUACCUCCAGAACUAGACAUAGUAUCUCAGCAACAUCAAACUUGUCUUCCAGGUAGCUCCAGUGAGUCACUGCAAAGCAUUCCUUAUUAUUUACAAAUCAAUGAAAUACUUUUAACCAGCGAUCAAGAAUUUCUCCCAUGCCAUUUAAUGGAUCAACAUUGGAAAUUCUAUGUGGAAUGUGAGGAACUAACCUUCUAAAGAAGCCUGUUUUCUUAAUAAUUUUUUGGAUAUUUGUUCAUAUUAUCAGCAAACCUUCAUCUUUUAUCUUGUGUGGACUUGUUUAACAUACACUUUAUAUAUUGUAACUUAAGAUGUGUGUUUACUGCUACAGGAAAAAUACAACUCCAGCUGUUAUUUUGACAUUGAAAUAAAGGCAUUUCUAAAUGAGACUGUAUGGG